Messenger RNA from Hyalella azteca, 2058 nucleotides. Its product is annotated as DNA-directed RNA polymerase II subunit RPB1-like. Bases 406 to 2058 code for a protein of 550 amino acids. Gene Ontology annotation, biological process: regulation of transcription by RNA polymerase II. Lineage: Eukaryota; Metazoa; Arthropoda; Malacostraca; Amphipoda; Hyalellidae. The transcript has 6 exons. Gene Ontology annotation, molecular function: RNA polymerase II cis-regulatory region sequence-specific DNA binding; DNA-binding transcription factor activity, RNA polymerase II-specific. The record is from RefSeq and is a predicted model, not a curated record.
CGCUCUCGUGGUCGCCGACUCCAGUCAGUGCUGGUCCAGCCGUUGCAGGGUGUGUGUGUCGUGCUGCGCGCUCCCGUGUGACAGUCUAGCACCUCGCGAGCCAAGUACUAACUAUCUUAUUUCAGUAAUACUGCUGCUCUCAAGUGAACAAAAUAAUUUUUAAAUAAAACUACUAUGAAAUUAGAUAACGUGAUGUUGUUCAAAUAAAAUUAUCAUGGAAAACUUGUCGGUGACAGAAUAUUUAAACUUUCAGUAAUUCAAGUGAGCAAAGACACAGUCUCCUGUGACGGGCUUUAGUGAGGCCCAUCUUCUGCCUAGGAAUAUUUGCCAAGGGAAUCCGUCAGAGGAUCAGAGAGUUGUUCCCCGGCAGCGUUGGGGCUCCUGAGCCCCCCAACUCCCCGCCCCAUGGUGCCCGAAGUCUUCUCCGUCUCCAUGCACUCGUGUACCAUGACAAAGGAGGCGGAGCUGCCACCCGAACAAGUAGAGCCCGUAGACUUGAGCGUGAAGAUCAAAGUCGAAUGUUUUGUCCGUCACGACCUCCCAAAAACUGACCGCAAUGAACAGAAGCCAUCAGAAGUGCCAACCUCCAAGAGUCCUCUCCCCCACAUACCCUUCUAUCUUCCCCACACUCCCGACACUCCCAAACAUCCAUUUCAAAUUCCCCAAUUGCCGCAAACGAUUAAUCUCCCUCUUUCCCCAAUGCAUUUACCGCAUUCAAGUGAUUCGCCGAUUCAUCCGUAUUUCAAAGCAUCAUUUCUUUAUGAAGCAAACAAUAAUUUCAGCGGCAAGACGCCGGUCAGUAAAAAAGAUCAAUCGAAUAUUCCUCCUUUAAUUAUAGCUUCUCCCUCGUGUCCAAUCCCUAUUCGCAUUCCCUCAACGUCGGGACACAUGGAUGUUCUGACUCCCCACUCUAGUCACUUCAAUUUUAACGCCUCAAGUAGCAGGUGUAUGCAAUAUGGAGGGUUACAGAUUUUCCCCAGCACGAGCUUUAGCCCCAAUUCCCCACCUCAGUCCCCGACAACGAGCUCGCAUUCCUCAGCUAGUACGAAACCUUCACACACAGUUGUACCUUCAUCCCCCUCUCCUAGUAUAUCGACCACAGUUGCCAAUAAGUCUACAUCGCCACGAGAUAAGAAAAUAGAAAAUACUUCGCCCGCUCCAAAUACAUCUAAGUCCAAGAAAGCGAAGCUUGAAUCCACGUUUCCUGCGUCUCUGACAUCCGUGGCUGUGUCUUCAGCUGCCUCGAGCGCAUCCACUCAAACCAGCGCCGGAUCCGCGGCGAGUGACGCUAGGGACCAACGAGAUGACAAAUUCGGCUCUAAAAAAUCUCUUGCUUUGGAAGUGUCUUCCGAGUCUAAGUUGGAGACAAGUGCAAGCGACACGUUGGUGAUCACUCCAGUUGCCACGGCGUCGCUGCCAUCGCACCUUGCCCUGCCACAACACUUCUCACAGGAGACCAUCGCUCAGUUUAUCAAGGAGCACCAAACACAUCCACACUUCCCGCUAUCCUUGCCUCACUUUGCUACCGGGCUUCUACCUCCCUUGCCAUUCAGCACCACGAGAGAACAUGAAAUGCAUCUAGGGAGUCUAGAGCCUCUAGACCUGCAGAUAGAGAACGCGCUGAGAGGAGGAGCGUCGUCGCUACUCUCCUUGCAGCGCAUCCGCGAAGCGUCAUUAGCGUUUUACGCCCCACCUAGGCCGCUGAACAGAAGCCCUUCUCCCCCUCCCCCUACAACGCCAUCCCGAGGCUCCCCAUCCACCGCACCCAGCCUAUCGGUGGUGGGUGGAACAUCAGCUCCCUCUUCCCCAUCAGUCACCCACUCGACACCCCCCACGAUUCCCUCACCGCCUUCAUCAUCCCCGAGUUCCCCAACAGCCACAGGUUCACGACCCUCAGUCAGACCCCCACCCUCACAUGCCGACUACAGCGACGCCCUCAGGAGAAGAAAAGUCCACAAAUGUGACUUCGUAGGCUGCACUAAAGUCUACACCAAGAGCUCCCACCUCAAAGCCCACAAAAGGACUCACACAGGCGAGAAGCCCUACCAGUGCACAUAA